Erinaceus europaeus (western European hedgehog) is the source of this 414-nucleotide messenger RNA. RefSeq names its product defensin beta 131B (gene DEFB131B). Gene Ontology annotation, cellular component: extracellular region. Lineage: Eukaryota; Metazoa; Chordata; Mammalia; Eulipotyphla; Erinaceidae. The transcript is spliced from 3 exons. The record is from RefSeq and is a predicted model, not a curated record. The coding region runs from base 1 to 414 and encodes 137 amino acids. Gene Ontology annotation, biological process: innate immune response.
AUGAGGGUCUUGCUUUCCAUCCUUGGGACCCUGACCUUGUUGUCUUUAGUUCUUCAAGCCCAAAGCUCCAUUUACACUCAAGGAUGCCCUCCUGGAAACUACAAGUGCAGGCUACAGUGCAAUCCCAAUGAGUAUGCAAUCAGAUACUGUGGCGACUGGAGCAUCUGCUGCAAAGUGAAGCGAAGUGAAACUAUGAAAAAAAACUUUUUGGAACUUAAUGAAUCAUUUUCUGUGGCCUACAGUGGAUAUUUGUUUAAAUGUUCAUGUGAUGCAAUCACUAAGAAGUGGAAACCAUCUAAAUGUCCACUGGCAGAUGAGUGGAUAAAGAAGUUGUGGGUGGGGGGCAUUGGUGUAUGUGACCAGGAGGGUGGAUUUACACAAAACUUUGGUGGUGAAUGUGGUAUAGAAUUAUAG